AUGGCUCGAUUAACAUCCGACAUGGUCUCUGCAAGAACCAAACAAUGCGAUAUUGGUUCCGUGAAAAAACUCAAUUGCUGGGGCACCGAAUUGGAGGACGUAUCGAUUUUAAGAAGUAUGCCAUCCGUGGAAAUCUUGGCUCUGAGCAUCAACAAAAUAUCAAGGUUGAUUGAUUUCGAGGAAUGCUGGAAUCUGCAAGAACUGUACUUAAGACAAAACAAAAUAGCGGAUCUGAAUGAGCUGUGUUAUUUGCAAAAUUUGCCAAAACUUAAAAAACUUUGGCUCGAGGAGAAUCCUUGUGCUCAAUUGCCAAAUUAUAGAUUAAUCGUGUUGAGGACGCUGCCUAAUCUUGUAUCUUUGGAUAAUGUGCCUUUUUCAGAAGAAGAGAUCCAAGCAGCCUCCAGAUCCAAGGAUCACUACGAGAUAGAAGAGCAAGUAUCAGAACCUGAAAGCAAUCAUUAUGAAGAAAGCGAAGAAGAACAACCUGAAUAUGUGGCACAUCACCCACAGCAACAAACCUACAACAAUCAAUAUCAGACCAGGAAUCGUCCUGCCGAUACCCGACCUGUUCGUCCUCAAUCAGUAAACAUGUCUGCCAGUGCAAGUCGUCAGAGGUUGGCCAGGUCGCCAGGCGAUUCAGAAAGCAGUAGUCCAAGUCCUAGAACUAGUCCCAGAAUGGAAACACCAGAAGAACCAGGCUACCAGAACUGGAGAAAACAUGAAACUGCAAGCCAAUGGAGUACGAACUCGGAACACUACAGGCCUCAUGAUCCAGCAUUGAGUGUCACAAACCAGGUUAUUGGAAAUCAUCUAAAAGGUUUUCAGAGGAGGCCAGUGGCUAGAAAUUCUAAUUUGCUGUCUGCAGUACUUUGCUUAGUCAAGGAGUUGGACUACCAAAGUUUAGAAGUUUUGGAGUUGGCAGUUAGGUGCAGAAUGGAUGAGAUAGCGCAGCAAUGAC
Ctenocephalides felis (cat flea) is the source of this 958-nucleotide messenger RNA. RefSeq names its product protein C21orf2-like. Gene Ontology annotation, biological process: cytoskeleton organization. Bases 1 to 957 code for a protein of 318 amino acids. The transcript has 2 exons. The record is from RefSeq and is a predicted model, not a curated record. NCBI's taxonomy places the organism in Eukaryota, Metazoa, Arthropoda, Insecta, Siphonaptera, Pulicidae. Gene Ontology annotation, molecular function: protein binding.